ACCUCACAACGCUUACAACACCGGGACCGAAUUAGAAAGAGUAUAGUUAUAUAGACGAAGGACUCAUCAUCAAGAAUCAUCAUCAAAUUGCAAACAAAGGCCGCUGAUGAAGACAUAGACCAAAGACGAGGAUAGGGCGAGUGGGAGCAACUGGAGAAAACUUCCCCUUUCAGCGGACACAAAAUUAAAAAUAAUAAUUCGGCGCCGCCAUGACCCUGCCGUCCGUCGGUGCGACCAGCCUCUGUCUCCCCUCCCAGACCACCGUCCAGCAGCUGUUCUCCGUGGCCAGGGAUGCCGGUGUGGUCCCGGACAUCUCCCUGGACCCCGUCCUCACCGCCUUCCUGUCCAUGGAGUCGCGUGCGUCCCUGCUGCACCAGUACGCCUCGCUGCAGAGGGGCAUGACGCCGGAGCAGCUGGCCUCCUUCCGCCACAACGUGAGCGGCGAGCUGGGUGGCAGCACCAGGGUCCGCCACGGAGGAGUGGGCGUGGUCGCCCUGGCCCUCUCCGUGCUCUUUGACCUCGUGGCCAAAAAGGUGGGGGACGACUUUAGGGUCCCGAAGCAGCAGGGGGCGACCGGUUGCCUAUUUGGGAUCCGGCACUCCUCCAGGAUCGGCCGGAUGAUCCACAGCUACCUGUCUCUGAUCCCCGGUGUGGCCAACGACCCUGAGGGCAUGGCCGAGACCACAGAGCUCUACGACAACUGGCUGAAGCUGGAGCUGAUCGACCACUACGAGAGGAUGACCAACAAGAAGAGGAUGGGCUCCGAGGCCAUGAGGCAGUGGCUUGCUGGCGCCGCCGUCCACAUGCACAUGAGGAUCCACCAGGUGAGACUGAAAUCGGUGCCUCUUGGCUCGGCCGAGUCCCUGCGCCUCUCUUACAGGACGGCUUUCGCCCAGCUGGUGCAGGACUACGCAGCCUACCUCCGCCGAAACAUCAGGGAAACCCCGCCUUCAGGCACAUACAGACCCAACGCGGCCCAGCCAGGCGAGCGAACACCGGCGGCUACGACGUUCCACCGCCUCACCGACCACGGGACCGGGAAGGAACCGGGUGGGACAGAGGGAGCAGGGGUAGCCAUCUGCGUGGGGGCGACGAUGGGUAACGUCAGCCUGGCCUGCCCCAUGAAUGACCUCAACGGGACCGGCCCCGACGGGCAUAACUCAACCACCGCAGCGAACCAAGCGGCAGCUUUUAGCGGAGGAUCCAAUGAGGUUACGGGGCAAACGGGUCCAAAACAGAUGGAUAAUAAUAAUGACGCGGGCCCUGAAAGAGGUGCAGCCAGUGUGUUGAGUGGUGUUGGCGGGGCUGCGCAGCCAACAGCCAGUGACGGUCUGUUGGUCAUUGAAGCCAUGAGGAACGUGAGCCAUGGUGUACGGCAUCGGGCCUGCGAGUCUCCAGUCAUAGAGCAAGCCCUGGCCACCCUCAUUUCAGAGGCGCAGGACCUGGAAGAGAGCAGGGACUUUUUCCUGUACCCCCGGCCACUGCUCGACAAUCUGCUCGGCCAGAGAGCUGACUUUGACUUGAAGAUAAGAUGGCGGAAAACUAUUUGAACUAUUCGUAAAGCUGUUAGGGAGAUUGAGAAGCAUGAGGGUAUUGGAACAGCCUCGGGGGGUUAACCGCUGUAUUGGGAAUCUAAGUUGAGUGAUUGAGUGUGUUAAGACAAAAUGGUUCAAACAAAAUGCCACACAUUUUGUCUUAACCUUAAAGAAAUGAUCAACCAAACCAAUUCAAUAUAAAAUAAAGAUGAAGAUGAUGAUCUGAUUGUGUGUGUAUGUGUGUGUGUGUAUGUGUUUGUGCGUGUUUGUGUGUGUGUGUGUGUGUGUGUGUGUGUGUGUGUGUGUGUGUGUGUGUGUGUGUGUGUGUGUGUGUGUGUCCCUACAAUAGCAAACCCAUUUACAAAUGGCAAAGACAUUCCUACUGAAGUUAAGGUUUCAAACACAGUUCAAGCCUUCAUUUUUGCGGGCUUAGACAAAAUACCAUGUUGCCCUUGUACUUAACCAGCAGUUUAGGCUAUCUAACCAUGGGUUGGAUAGCCAUGUGUGAUUGUUAUAAUCCAGAUAUCUGAGUCUGUGUCACGACAAACUCGCCGUUGGUAUCUUCACCUUGUAAUCAACGAACUCAGUGCCCUCAUCACAACGUGAGUCAGGCCUGAUAAUAUCAGACCUGAGGGUAAAAAAUCUUUACCCUCCCGACCUUUUGGUUUGGCAUUCUUUUGAAAAGUCGAAAGCUGUUGUCCAAGUUGAGAACAGUGUUGGAAGCAGAGAGAAACUGGCACAGCCCUCUGAGGUAAACCGGGGGCACGCAUAAUCAUCAAGAGUUCUAUAUUUCAAAAUAAAGGUCUGUCUGCUGUAAGUCUGCUCGGAAGUAAUUACUGUCUAGAAAGCCAUGGCGUGGCUUCCAUAAAAGUAAUUCUUCCUCAUGACAGAGAGACUAUCAUACUUGUUCCUUGUUCCGAGAAGGUCCUUUGUGUAAAGGAAGUAUUUCCAUGGCUCGAGACAAUGGUUUCCUUCUGUAUAUUGUUUUUGCACAACACUUGGUGUUUGACUGUGUACCUCUGGUUUCUGGAGGACUGUUAUCCGUGGCUGUGGUGCAAUUAGUUAGAUACUGAAACCUGCACUUUUUCACAGCAGCCAUCAUUGUUGUUUUUCUACUAGUUUCUGCUCAUAUUGAGGUAAUGAAAAUGUGUCCCUGUACCGGGAGGAAGAUAAAGUACGUUUGAUCACUAUUCCAGCCAAAGGUCUGUAUCUUAUCAUGUUAACAAACGCAAUGCUCAAAAGGACCUGUGUUAAAUCAGUAUAGGCUAUAAGAUGUUAAAGCUUCAUUUAGAUUCACUCAGUCAGGUGUGGUGUUUUGUACUGUACUCUCAGGUAUAAUCUACUGUGAGAGGCACCUGGAAUCAAUAGACCAAGUAGGGUAAAUACACCAACAUAUUAACAGCACAUCUUUAUAGAAUGAAUGGGUCAGAAAUGUAGGGCUCAGAGGAAAAUACCCCUCCAUUUAGAAAAACAUUAAAUAGGAGUUAUACUUUUGUAUUAGAGAAAUUGUACGAUUGUAUUCUUGCCAAAAAUAACAAUUGUUUUACAUUAACAUGUACAACAACACUUUUGAAUUGAUUAUUUAAAAUGUAUACAUCAACAUGGUUGAUCCAACCCAAUGCACCUAUUCACCAGCCCAGGGUGGCCUUGUGCCACUUCCAGAUCGCUCGGGUUCCAUUGGCACAAUUUUCUGGCAAUAAAUAAUGUACUUGUCUGUAGCUAAAUAUGAAUGUGGAUAUUGCUGUCCAAUAGUGUAACAGAGGCUAAAGAGAGGCUCAGGAAACACAUAAAGCUACCGAGACGGUAAAGUGUUGAUUUGCCA
Gadus chalcogrammus (walleye pollock) is the source of this 3357-nucleotide messenger RNA. RefSeq lists its product as uncharacterized. The coding region runs from base 210 to 1550 and encodes 446 amino acids. The transcript has 3 exons. The record is from RefSeq and is a predicted model, not a curated record. NCBI's taxonomy places the organism in Eukaryota, Metazoa, Chordata, Actinopteri, Gadiformes, Gadidae.